Messenger RNA from Bacidia gigantensis, 4536 nucleotides. RefSeq lists its product as uncharacterized. Gene Ontology annotation, biological process: exocytosis; Golgi to plasma membrane transport. Gene Ontology annotation, cellular component: plasma membrane; exocyst. Gene Ontology annotation, molecular function: phosphatidylinositol-4,5-bisphosphate binding. The coding region runs from base 1 to 4536 and encodes 1511 amino acids. The transcript is spliced from 3 exons. The record is from RefSeq and is a predicted model, not a curated record. NCBI's taxonomy places the organism in Eukaryota, Fungi, Ascomycota, Lecanoromycetes, Lecanorales, Ramalinaceae.
AUGAACCCUAAUAUCCCCGGCCAGCGCUAUCGAGGUCCACAAGAUGGAGCACCUAUGGGACCUGGAGCGCGGCCGGGGCACGACGUGCGUAACGGUCAUCCUCAGCCCGGUAUGCUGUCGCCACCGCCAGCGUCAAAUGGGUUUCAUCAGGGGGGUCAAAUGAGCCGAGCGGAGAAAUUUGAGGACGAAAAGAAGCGGAUUAUUGAAAGUUGCUUUAGCAAAAAGGACCCAGAUGGAUCAUUGAAUGAAUCGUACAUUACGCACAUACGCGUCCAGGAGGACGAAGAUCAUCCCCAAAGCCCCCCUCCCUCCGACUCCUUACCCCAGAAAAAGAAGCCAAGAGUCGUCAUGGUCGCUGUACGUAAAUCCGGUCGAGUGAGGAUGCACAAGGGUCGUGAAAAUGCGAAUGGAACAUUUUCAAUCGGGAAAACAUGGUCUUUGGACGAUUUGAACAGGGUGGAGUCAUUUGCGCAUGCCAUGCCACAGACAGCCGAAGAGCAACAAUACAACCAACCCGCAUCAGACUCUGGCUUCGUCGUCACCCUUCAAAAGCCAUAUUAUUGGCAGGCCGCGAGCGCGAAGGAGAAGGAAUUCUUCAUCUUCAGCCUCAUCAAGAUAUUCAAGAAAUACACCGGAGGCAGAUUGCCUGAGUUGAUCGGAUUCAGUUCUCAAGAAUUAGAACAGCUUGGAGCAUCGGCCGGGCAACCAAGCACUGAUACACCCAGACCUCGUCCAAACGGCCACCCAGUACCCACAAACCGAGUCCCUAGUCAAGACCCUCCUCCGAGGGCGGCUCGUUCAGACGCACAACCUCCAGAAGCGUCAAGGGAAAGGCGGCGACGGCCGUCGCAAGAGCAAAGGCCUACUCAACCUGAACGAACCCUGCACAGUACCGCGCAACAAGAGCACCGCCUUCUACAUAGUGCAACUUCUCGUGAUCGAGCUUUACGUAACGCACCAAGCAAUGAGCGUAUGCGUCUGCCAGGUGCUUUCCCUUCAACCGACUCCAUUCACUCACAAACCUCUCAAUCAAUGCGUUCUCGUCGAUCAGAAUCUCCCAAUUCAAUGAAGGCGCCUUCGUACUCUACCACCAGCAAUUCUCGUGCUCCCAGUGAGAAUCGGCAUGAACCCUCCAGUUCCUACGAAACAGCCCCACCGUUCGCCCAGUCUGUCCCAAGCGGACGGUCCAGCAGCGAGCAGUCGAGACUGAAUGGCACAUAUCCAACUCAGGCCCGCAUCAGGGCUCACAGCCAGGCUCGUUCAGAGUCCACUGAUGAAAGGCCGCGUACGGCGGCUAAAGGAAGCGAUAUACCUCCAGCCCUGGAGAUAAGAAGCCCGAAGCAUAGACCGCCGACCACGUCAAGCGAUUCCAAUUCUCAACUUGAAGGCAGCAUCUAUUCUCAGAAAUCACGUACUCAACCUUCAGAAUCUAUGAAUGGCGAUAGGAGAGCCGGAUCAAGGCAAGGGAGGCAAUCCGACCGGGAUAUGAAUGCCCCAGCGCCGCCAUCAUUAGGGAGAAGUCGCUCGAAAAAUGACAUUCGUCCACCGAAGCCACCCAGCCAAGAUGGAUUGGAACGAAUACCGAAAGAGGAGCCGAGGAAGUUCAAAGAGCCCAUUGAAUCGCCAGUCGUUGCAACUAAGCCAGAAUCGAUUCCCUCAGAGACACAAAUUGAUCCGACUCCUACUCCUGACCAUCCAGAAUCUCAAUCAGUGACAGAAACCCAUCGUCCUGGGCUAGGACCUAUGAUCAAAAAGAAAUCGAAUGCGGAGAUAGCAAAUAAGUUUCGCAAAGCAGCUACCGCCUACAACGCAUUCAAACCUCGUCCAGGCAUGCCAGGUGAGAAAGGGCUAUCAGAGCAGUCAUCAACCGGAGACGGUAUCACCGGCGUGUUCCAAGCAUCGACCCUUCUACGAGGUGUUAGCCAGGAUGAUGCGAGGCCCGGGACACCAGGCAUUAAGAUAGAUUCGCGGCCAGCCACUCCCGAUGCGAAAAAAGAAAACUCUUUGCUAAGCUUAACAACCUCUCCGGCGAAGCAGACAAUCUCUCCAUCUCAGGAUCCCAGUAGAUUGCAAGAACCUGUCGACCCUCUAGCCGCCGAGAAGGUUGAAGCUCCGGCAGCCAUCACUAAACCUCCUGUGCCACCGCAAGAUGAACGUCGCAAGAAGAGGCAAUCCGAUCAUUCUGCAAAAUAUGCGAAAUCGUUAGGUAUCAAUCCCAGCCUCCUGGAAGGACGCACAUUUGAGAUAGAAGCAAUUUUGAAUGACUUUGGAUGGGGUGAAGAUAGUAAUAAGACCACGUUCGAAAAUUUAGAGACUGGCAUCCGCAAAGAGCUUGCUCGAGUGGAAGCAGGGAGCUGGUUAGGUGCGGUGGACAACAGCGAUGACCGCACUCUCGUAGUUGGUGACAUGAUUGAUAAGGUUAUGGCUGAAUGUGAGGAACUAGACUGUCUCUUAACUCUUUACAAUGUCGAACUUGGGACCUUGAGUGAAGAUGUCGCUUAUAUUGAGGCUCAGUCUCAAGGCCUCCAGGUUCAAACCGCCAAUCAGAAGCUGCUUCAUACAGAGCUCAGAAACCUUCUAGACAACAUCUCGAUUUCCAGCUCUCAGCUAAGAAUUCUCAAAGACGCAUCUUUAUUCAAAACAAGAGGCAUUCGCGAGAUCGAAAGCGUGCUCAGUCAACUAUAUACAGCUAUGUCAAUGAUCGAUCCCAAGCUUCGCCAUGACGAGGACGCAGGCCCGCCUGAUCAAGCAAAUGCCUACCGAAAAAGCAGCGUGGGCCAGGAUGCAACAGAGUUGAGCUCCAUGCAUGCAGUCCGAGAGAAGAGAGAACUGUUCCAAAGGGAGAGUUCAGAAUUCGUCCAGCGACUCAAACAUGGGAUGAAUGUAAUAUUCCAGGAAAGCGAGACACAGACAAUGGAUGCCCUGGACAGAGCAAAAGCCGGCAAUUUGGUAGACUCUCCUAGACUUGACGAGCGGCUGAGAGAGAAACCAAAGCAGGAUCUCUGGAUGUAUUCAGCCUUGCUACUUUUUGUUCGAGAAAUACAGCCCUUGGAGUGGGAAAAUCUGAUGAAAUUGUACGAUAUACAUGCGCGAAAACCGUAUCAAGAUGAAAUGAGAGAGAACAUGCUCGCUUGGAGAAAAAUAACGCAAAAGCCUUCUGGAGAUGAGCAGGACGUCCUCUUCACCGCACAGGAGAAAGAGCAUGAAAGCCUUGUAGGACGGAAGCUAACAGUCAAGCGAUCGAAGACGGUCCGAGCGGAUGGACCCAGUCGAAUAUCUUCAGGCGAGCGACCGAAAGACGGCAAGCAUCCAGCUUACGUAGCUUUUGCCUCAAUUCUCACCGGCGAGGCGCGUCUCAUCUUGAUCGAACAGAAUUUCAUUGUCAAAUUGUUCCACGUAUCGUCUCUAGACACUCAAGACUUCGCUGAUGCAAUUGCAUCAGAACCUGGAGACCGACAACCAAGCGAUUUGGAUGUCAAACAGCCACCCGAUCCGAACAGAACCCUAGCACGCAAAGUCCUUGGUGUCAUGGAAGACAUUUUUAGUUUCUGGCCUGCUGAAGUGCAAGGCUUAGUUGAUUGGUUCGUCAAGCAAGAUUCUAUGAACGCUGUUGGGAUGCUUUACACUAUGGAGACUCAGCUAUCAAAUAUUGAAGAAACAAACCAAGAGUUCCUUUCCCAAACCAUCGGCCGCAUCCAUGACCGCCUUAUCACACAAUUCUCUCGCUUUAUUGAAGAACAGGUACGAGGCAUCGAAGACACCAAAGUCAAGAUUAAGAAGAGGAAAGGCGUCAUCAAUUUCAUCAAGAUUUUCCCUGGCUUCUCAGUCGCCAUUGAAAAGAUGCUGCCGCCUACGGCUCUCCUGCCGCAGCUUCAAAUCCGAGGCAUCGUUGAUGAUGCAUAUCGGUCUAUCAACAAGGCCAUGUUCGAGUCGCUCAAGUUCAUUGCCAAGGAGUCACCCACUGCAAGCCACUCACACCUGGGCACAUCACUUGGAGAUAACGAAGACAAAGAAGCGCUAAAUCACCAUAUUUUGAUCAUCGAGAACAUGAGCCAUUACAUUGAGGAAACCACACUUCAUAACAACCGAGUGCUGGAGGAAUGGAACUCUCAUGCCCAAGCGGACAUGCAAGAACAUCUCGAUCUUUAUCUCGCGUCAGUCCUUCGUAGGCCUUUAGGCAAGCUACUUGAUUUUGUGGAGUCAACAGAAACUCUUCUCAGCAAUAGUCUUAACAGUUCACCGCCCUCCGCGAUCGCCCAGCGACCGUCACAUUCAAGGCAAGUCUUCAAGAAGGUCCUGUCUUCCUAUGACGCGAAGGAGAUACGUCGGGGCGUAGAGGCUCUCAAAAAGCGUGUCGAAAAACAUUUUGGAGAGGCGGACGACUCUGCUAUUUUAGUGAACAAGGUCCUCAAAGCGUGUGAAGCGCGCUAUCAAAAUAUACUUGAGCGCGUGGGAAAGUUGGUACGCGACGUAUAUUCUGGGGGAUUGGAAGUCGAGUGGAGGAGAGAAGACGUGAACAACGCUUUCAAGAAGUAG